GCUUUAUCGAACCUGCGUAUAAGCCAACAGGGCAUCGGAAUGACAAAGGUUCUGGUUCACAAUUUAGGCCCUGAAAAAAUUGAGGCUUGCUCUUCCGCUAUGGCUCCUCCAAAGACUCCUGUCCUUGGAGUACCAUCGCUUGAAGCGCGGGAAAACUGGUGUCGGGAUAGGGUUUCAAAGUUUGGCAGCAUUGCGAAUAUACUGGAUCAUGGCUGGACUGAGUAA
Messenger RNA from Protopolystoma xenopodis, 225 nucleotides. The record is from the annotation of a GenBank genome assembly. NCBI's taxonomy places the organism in Eukaryota, Metazoa, Platyhelminthes, Monogenea, Polystomatidea, Polystomatidae.